Messenger RNA from Nematocida minor, 1605 nucleotides. RefSeq lists its product as uncharacterized. Bases 1 to 1605 code for a protein of 534 amino acids. NCBI's taxonomy places the organism in Eukaryota, Fungi, Microsporidia. The transcript has a single exon. The record is from RefSeq and is a predicted model, not a curated record.
AUGCACAGCAGCAAAAGAGCAAAUGCUCUAAUGUCUAAUCUUUACUCCACGCGCACUUUUAAUCACAAGUACAACAUGUUUAUUAACGGAUUAUUUUUAAUUUUGCUCUUGAUAUACUCCAUUCUUUCUCUUCAUCUCAUAGGACAGUUUCUCUUUCUACUGCACGAGUAUUAUUCACAGCACUCGAUACUCUUACAGUACAACCUGCUCGCACUAACAGCAUUUACUCUGUUUUCAUACUUGGUAAACUACUUGAUAGAAAGAGCAUACAUAAAAAUAGGAGACAAUUCCAAGUUCAAUGAGAUGCUAAAAAACAAAAAGGUAGAAGAUACAAGCCCUCCUCCUAGAGACUCUCUUUAUGAGAUCUACAUUCACAUAAGAAGAAUCUUACUGGGCGAGUUUAGUCUGUUCUUUCUAUUCAUAACUAUACCCUGGAGAUCUGUUCAUCCAACUUCUAUAAUUCUAUCAUGCAUUGGCGUGUCAAUCACCGGAGCUUUAGUAGCACAUUUUUACACGAGUAGAAGCAUGAAAAAUGCGAUAAAAUACUAUCUGGUGGGACAGAUGGAGAAAAUCCUAAAUAUUUGGCUGGCAAAUAGUAGAACACUGGCACUUUCUAGAAUCUCACUGGUGUUUGGCACUGUUUAUCUCUACAUCUCGACGGCUGUUCUUUUCAGCGCUAAAAAUAAUCAGUAUGCUAAUCUUAUUGAUGCAUGCAUCUCAGUGCAUACCAUCUGGUCUCUGCUGAUAUUCAUUGUUCUGAACAUCUACAUGGGCUAUCUGAGCAGUGAAUAUAGAACAAUUCAUUCAGAGAACAAAUCUGUUAGCGUUGGACUGAUGAAAUACAUGGCGGCGAAUAUGUCGAAAAGAAUGCACAAAAUAUGUGGUAUAUCGCUAGUCCAUGGAGUAUUAUCUGUGCUGCACACUGCUAAGAGAAUGUUAAAGAGUAAGAGCAAGAGUGAAGUGUCUGCUAGAGUGCCCAGGCCCAGAGAGAGAUACGAUCAGCUGGAAAUGGAGGUAGUAAACUAUCUUGUCUUUGACAAUUACUACAGCAGAGAUAAAGAAGGAAAAGAUAACUUUAUGAGCAGGUACUGGAUUGUCACCAAGUCCAUGUCCAUUGGAAUGCAGAUAUUUGACUAUUCGUCUAUAUCCAUAUACCCCAUUCUUGUUCUUUUGGUUAAGUCUAUCGAAGUGAACAGAAUGCUUACUUUGUCUGCAUACAAAGAAGUUGCCAUAAAUCUCCUAUGGAUCUUUCUCACAGGAUCUGGUGAAGGCGAAAAAAAAGAGAGCAUUGGAGCGGAUGAAAAAGCAUACAAAAUAUUAGGAGGACACAUCCCAUUGAGGUACUACCUCUUGUGCACACUAAGUGUAUUUAUGCUGUUCGUUGGCGUAAGAUCGUUUGUGUGCAUGUCCUUCAGGAGUAUAUUUAUGCUGAAAGACGGGCACAUCGAAGACAGAGAAAAAACAACAGAAAAAGUAUUUAACGAUGUAGUAAAUGAACUAUACGGCACGCUGUUCUCCAGAGACCCAGACGACAGAAUGGCAGAAGAAGAAACAUCGCAAAAGAUAUACGAUACACAGCUAAUAAACACCCUAGACUCUCUGUAG